AGCCGAUAUCUUGGCUCGAGAGCCCGAGGGGGGGGAGGAGGAAAACCUGGGGAAGGAGAGAAGAGGGGCUGAAGGAAGAGCUCCUUCGGAAGAAUCCCUCCUUCUCUCUCCCCUCCCUUCCCUCUUGGCAUGAAUGCUGAGAGUUGCGUGUCGUUCUGCGAUCCGUCGGCUGCUACCAUGGAUUCCUUCUACAACGCCGCCUCGCAAGGCAGCGUCGACGGCUCCUCGCCUUUUAGGGCAUUUCCCGGCAGCAGCGACAAAUUCAGCUCCGCUUUCCUGGCCAGCAAAGGACAAAGCUUUGGAGACAGCGGCGGGGGCGGCGGCGGGAGCAGCGGCAGCAGCAACAACAGCCCCAAGCGCCGGAGCCGCUACAGCCAGCCGGAAUGUCCGUCUCUGGACGGCAGCGGCGCUCAGCAGCCACAAGCGCUCCCAGCCGCCGCUUCCACCACCACCGCCGCCGCCUUUAACAAGUACCACUUGCAGCCGCCGCCGCCUCUUUACGGGCAGCGCGGCUCUUGUAAAAGCCCCCCGAGCAGCAACCUCAAGCUGCAGGACACCAGCGGCCACAACGGAGCCCUGCAGCUUUCUUGCUUCGCUAAAGAAAGUUCCCUGGGAGAGACUGAACUACAGCCAGGAUCUGAUUCUGCUGGAAUGGAUAGUAGUUACCUCAGCGUGAAAGAGACCAGUGCGAAGACGUCCCAAGAGAGGGCAAGUAAUGAUCUUCCCAGCCCAAUGGACAAGACUGAUUCGGAGAGCAACAAGGGCAAGAAGAGACGUAACCGCACCACCUUCACCAGCUACCAGUUGGAAGAGCUGGAAAAGGUCUUUCAGAAGACCCAUUAUCCAGAUGUCUAUGCCAGAGAGCAGUUAGCCAUGAGGACAGAUCUCACGGAAGCCCGAGUACAGGUUUGGUUUCAGAACCGAAGAGCAAAAUGGAGAAAACGAGAACGAUUUGGUCAAAUGCAACAGGUUCGCACACAUUUCUCCACUGCCUAUGAGUUGCCUUUGCUAACUCGAGCAGAGAAUUAUGCCCAGAUACAGAAUCCUUCCUGGAUCGGCAACAACGGUGCCGCCUCCCCUGUGCCUGCCUGCGUAGUGCCCUGUGACUCGGUGCCUUCCUGCAUGUCUCCCCAUGCUCAUCCCCACACUACUGGAGGAGUCUCUGAAUUCCUGAGCGUCUCGGGUCCUGGCAGCCACGUGGGGCAGACGCACAUGGGCAGCCUCUUUGGCAGCGCCGGCAUCAGCCCCAGCAUCAAUGGCUAUGAGUUGAACGGCGAGCCGGACCGCAAGUCUUCCAGCAUUGCAGCCCUGCGGAUGAAAGCCAAGGAGCACAGUGCUGCCAUAUCGUGGGCAACAUGACAGGGCUGCUGCUUUUGCCCUCGAGAAACGGACAGCUCAAGCAGGACAGAUGACCCAAACCCUCCACUCUUGGACUGGGGGCAGUGUGCGCCCUCCUCAGAGGUCUGAAUGCAGCACUUUUCGCUUCCUUAGGGAGAAUGGCAUGGUGCCGAUUGCCGUAUUUGGAGUGUUUUAAGCAUGUAGGCCUUCCCCCUGCCCUUCCCAGGAAAGGAAUGUGGAAAUCAAGAGGGGAUAUUUCUCCUGCAUCAGACAAACUUGAGUUUGCGAUUCCCCUUGUGCUGUUAUUCUCCUGAUUGCCAGUUUGCCGUUGUUCUUGCUCUAUCUAGCAUGAAAGCUGCCUCCCACCAAGGCUUCCAUUAUGCGAUCGUUGGCCUUUUCCACAGAAAUAUCGGGGUAGGGAUGAGGGAGGAUCCCAAAGUGUGCCAUCUUUUUUUUUAAAUAGUUCUGUAUUUUCCCAUGACAUCCUCCCUGCCUUCUCCUCUCUCCCCCCCCCACCUCACAUUUUUGACUACAGAAAGUCUAUUAAAGUGGAGGUGGGGGUGGCGGAAAAACAGCUACACAGGGUUCCUUGAUUGGUAGCAUUAGGAGCCCUCCAUCUGGAAGUUCAUCUGAUUUUAUUUCUGUCUCUCUCUUUUUGUCAAACAAACAAGAAAACAAAGGCCAACCCACAAUUUCUGGCUAAUUGCUCCCAUGUGAGCUCUUUUGAAACCCUCAUAUUUUAAUGGAACAGAAGGGGUUUACAUAUGAUCUCUAGCACCAAAAGGCAUGUGGUUGCUAUCACUGUAGAUGGCUGGUGCCGAAGUCUGAGGAGAUGGGGUACAUCUUGAUUGGGGUACCCUAUACCAAAGUUGCCAUACUGCAACAGGAAAUUUGUCCACACCUUACCUUCCAUGUGAAUUGUGUGAGUUGCUGAGUUGCUUUAUGUCAUUUUUCUUUUAUCCUGACAUUUCGCUCCCUUCAGUCUCCUGCAAUGCAAUAAUGCAUAGCCAAGAGAUGCAGUAAUGAAGGCAUGAGUCAAUUGUGGGUUCAAUGAAAUCCCUCUAAGAAUAUACUGCCCCUGAACAGAAAUUGUGGGGGGAGGGCGAUGGCUCAACGGUUAAAGACAUUGAGCUUGUCAGCUAGAAAGCUGACAGCCUGGGUUCAGAGUGCCACACGAUGGGGUGAGCAGAGCUACUAUUAUGUGCCCCAAUUCUUGGCCACCGAACAGUUUGAAAGCAUGCAAAUGCAAGUAGAGAAAUAGGUACCAUUUCGGUGGGAAGGUAACAGCAUUCUGUGAGCCUCAGCAUAUAGUCAUGCUUGCCAUAGGGCCACAGAGGUGUCUUUAGACUAUUCUGGCUCCCUUGGUCUAAGAAACAGAGGUGAGCACCGUUUCCUAGAGUCAGACAUGCCUGGACAGGGGAAACCUUUACCUUUAUCUUUAAGCAGAAAUUACAAAAAGAAUACGUACAUCUCCAUAGGGCCACUUUGUAAUCAUAACCCCAUGAACUGAUCCUGACAGCAAGCCAAGGACUCCCAGGCUAGUGUAAACCAAAUCAAUCUUUUUUAUAUGCUACCUAAUGUUUGAAACACUCUGACUUUGGUACCCCAUCCCCAUCACACCAAUGCAUUUAUUGCAACAUCAGUAGAACCAGUUGUGAUUUUAAUUACCAGUAAUUAAUUAAUUAUCCAUAAAUUAAGGGUUGACUAACCAUUGCCUGAUGUUUGGUUUCAAUGACGAGCAAAACAGGGAGAAAAUCUGUGGGCAAUAAAGGAAAACGUCUCCCUAAUUUCUGACAUCGGCCUGCUCUUGCGGUAAACUCAGUUCUGAAAGAAGACCAAUUUAUAGGAUUUACUCUUUUGGAUUGAUAUUUGACAUACAAACUUUGGAAUAAUAACUAAAGAAUUUGAUGGUUUCAAAGAAAUUGUAUGCCCACUGCCAUGAGCAAUGCACCCACUUCAAAUAUUGCCUUUCUGCUGUCGCUAUCAAGUUGAUCUUUUUUCAACUCCACUCCAAGUUCGUCGCCACUCAGUGGAGGUAACUCAAACGCCUAUCUUGAAGAAAUAAAGCAAGAGGGUUAUUUUUCCCCUCUUAGUUGGAAAUUCUUUUUUUUUCCCCCAGCCUAAAGCGAAGUAGCAGACACAGGCCUGCCUCAUGUUGUUCCCAUUCAUCAGGAUAAUCACAUUUUCCCAAUUUCCAUAUGUUUGCCCUCUUUAAAAAAGGAUCAAAGAGGAUUUAGGUCCAGCCAAGCUGAGAUUCUGUUCAAAAAGCUGAAACGGUGCUUGGGUUUUGCGGUUUCUCCAACAGGCAUUCACAUCCACUAGAGGAGAGAAACUUAAUGCUUAAAGCUGUCUUAACUGGCUUUUAAGGAGUGUUUGUUGGGUUAGUAACUACUGGGCUUUCCUUUUUCUGGCGAGCGGUUGCUUUGCAGGCUUUGCCAUUCAAAUAGUGUAGCUUUUAAUGGGCUUCAGAGGAAAAGCAAGACUUUCACCAUCCUUAGGGCACUAGCAUAAACCCACCCAGGGGGUCUGACCUGCGUAUGGCCGUGCUAUCAUGAAUGUGCACCUAUAAACCAUCCUGGAAAAGGAAGCCUGCAGCUGGGGAUGCAUAUAAAGAAAUAGGCAUAAUACACCAAGUAUGUAGAAUUCCAGAAGGACGAAAAGCUGUGUGGCAAUUCUGAAGAGGGGCAAGAGAGCAAUUGCAUUCAUUUUAUAGGAAUGGAAUAGAAAAAGCAAUGGCACACUUGAAGGUUAGGAAGACAUCUUCUCCUCCUCUCCCAUGCCUUGUUAGUCCCAGAACAUUUCUUAGGAGCCCCAGUAUUUCUGACCAGCUGUGGGAAUAAGACACCUGCCUGUAGCAUGCAGAGUAAAAGGGCCUAAACUUUUAUUCCUUUAGAGACCAGGUGCACUUUUCAAGUCAAAACCCACAGUUAAAAAAUAUUUUUAAAAAUCAAAUUAGUCAAUACUUUGAAGUUCCAUUGAAUUCAGUGGGAAUGCAAAACAUUGUUAGACUUGUUGCCCCAUAGGGUAAGUAUGAAGAAAAUGUUGUACGCUAUCGAUAGGCAUGCAACCUUCAGAAAGGCAUUUAAGGUGCUCAUAAAAUGAAAGAGGAACCCUUUUAUACAUGUUGUGCUGUGUUUAAAGACUGCACACCGCCUCCCAAAAAACCCCACCAUUCUUUCUUUUUUUUUAAUCUAUGAAGUCAAGAGUGAACCAUGCCAAGCAGUGAUGUCAUUACUUUUCAUGACUGGAGAUCAAUGAAUCAUCAAAUGAUUUUAAGGCUAUCCAUGAGAAUCAGAACCUGAACUCUCAUGAAAGUGAUGAUGACAUGAUUGCAUAACAGGCAAGAUCCAUGCCUAAUCAUAUUUUGGUGUUCCUGAGUGUGCAUUCCUAGGAAAACACAUUUGUGUACAUACCGACUCCAGGUAUGUUUAUUUUAUAAUAGCUAGGUUUGCCAUCUUUGGGAUGAAGGAGAGGAUCACUCAUAACAGGGAGAUGUUAGCUCUCUAUGCCCAAAUUUCUUUGUUUUCAGCUGGUAAAAAGGACUGGAAGUAGAAUCAUGCUGCUACUUGAGCUGUUCAUGCUAAAGUCAGCAGCCCUUAAAACUGCCAUUGCAGCUUUUCAAAGCUUUAAAGCAGGCAAGAAUAGUUUUGGCUAAGCUCUUUUACUAUCUGUUCAUCUCAUGCCAAUGUUAGUUCCCAAGUGGUUUUGAAUGUGAACAAUACAAGUGUGCAUCAACAACAUACACUUCAAAAGGUGUUUCAGGAUCUCUGUGAUGUUCAACCCAAUAUGGUACCAUAUGCAUCAAUUCCUUGAAAAAAACCAAUGAUGGAAUAGCCCAUUAUAUUAAUUCUCCACCUUCCUCUCAUUAAUAGGCAGACUUACCUAGGACUCUUUGCCCUUCACUCCGCAACACUGACUGACAGUGAAUGAUGGACAAAGAAAUGAUAUACAUAUGUGAAACAUGGGACGAGAAGAGAAAUUCAACAUAGGAUCACCUUGUGCAUGUGUGCCCAUGAUAUCAAACAUAGCAUUUAACUAUAUCAUAACGUCAGUGAAAACCUUUUGUUGAAAUGCCUCCUGGACAAGAGAACUCCAUUAAUGGCAAGAGCACAAGAUGUAAGGUUAUAUGGAAUACUGAUUGUGAGCACCAGAGGCUUUCUGAAUGCCCAACAGUAGCAGCUGGUUUUCAAUUGUCAAACUAUAGGUCAGGAGGUUGGGUAGAGGGAGCAAUCAAUAAGAAAUUUCCUUGGGGGCUGAGGAAAGAUGGGCCUAUCUUACCUUCUAUUCCAAUGGUAAAUGCUAGUAAAGGCAACAAAGCAUAGUGGUGUCCAAACCAGCCAACUGUAAGACUUGUGGACUUCAACGUCAAGAAUUCUCCAGCUGGCCUGGCCUGGCUGGCUGGGGAAUUCUGGGAGUUGAAGUCCACAAGUCUAAAAAGUGGCCAAGGUUGGACACCCCUGGGCUAAAUAAAGGAGUUAGAGGUUUUUUUCCCUUGUUUUUUUUUUACAGGGCAUUCUUGUAUCUGUCUUUUUCCCCCCCUUUCACUCAUUUAAUGAUUUUGCCUUGUCUCAAAUCAUACCCCAAGGUUUGCAAAAUUGCAAAGCAUUUUGAAAACAAACAACAGUGAAAAAAGGUAGUUUCCUGGAAAGUGGUUUGAAAAAAUAAUCAACAAGACACAGCUGCUGAGAACUUUUGUUUAUUUUGCUGCUUUGAUUGACACAGGAAAAAAACAAACAUUUGGAGGGGUUGUUUUUUUUUUAAAAAAAAAAUCAGCCGAAAUGGAAACCUAGAUGAAAGCUUUUUCACUGCUUUCAGCUUCGUGGCUGGCAUUUCAGGGAAAUCAAGGCGACUUUUUAUCCUGCCCCAAAUUCUUAUUAACAAAUUGUGGAUGAUCCACUAUCUAAUCCUCCUUCCGCAUAAAUAGAUAGUGCUAGGAACUUUGUACUACUGAUCUUGAAGGGCAGUUUUCAAUGUGUAAUAAUAUAUCUGUUUUGGGGUGUGCAGUGACUGAAAAGGAGAAUGGGAGAAAAAAAAAUCAUAAGAAAACAACCUCAGUCAAUUGCAUUGUUGUAAAAUAUUGUAACCUUGUAUAAGUGCAACUUUUUUUUCCCCUUUAGCUUUAUGGCCUGAGGCAGAAUAUAUGAAAAUAUACGUUCAAAAAUGUUGACAAGUAAAGCAAUGGAUUGAGAGGAAAGCCUACAAAAUUGCAGUGUGAGGUUGUGCCAUACAAUUUUACUGCCUAUACAGAUAUGUACUGCAAAUUCAUUACAUUGUAAUAUUAAAAAAAAAAAGAAAGAACAGA
Molecule: messenger RNA, 6640 nt
Organism: Ahaetulla prasina
Lineage: Eukaryota; Metazoa; Chordata; Lepidosauria; Squamata; Colubridae
Gene: ALX4
Product: ALX homeobox 4
Exons: 5
Coding region: 130-1359 (409 amino acids)
Biological process (GO): regulation of transcription by RNA polymerase II
Molecular function (GO): DNA-binding transcription activator activity, RNA polymerase II-specific; RNA polymerase II transcription regulatory region sequence-specific DNA binding
Source: RefSeq, a predicted model, not a curated record